This is a messenger RNA of Toxotes jaculatrix (banded archerfish), 1401 nucleotides long. RefSeq names its product transmembrane protein 234 (gene tmem234). The transcript is spliced from 5 exons. The coding region runs from base 144 to 623 and encodes 159 amino acids. Lineage: Eukaryota; Metazoa; Chordata; Actinopteri; Toxotidae. The record is from RefSeq and is a predicted model, not a curated record.
UGAGACCGUCGUUUAAAAAAUCGUCCUCAUAAAACGUGGGUUUCGUUUAAUUCAUUAUAAAUCGUGGGAGCAUUUCAAUGAACAUAUAUAUAUAAUUGAAGCUACUCAUUGUGCGAACGUUUGAAAAUGUUUACCAACAACUUAUGAACAGUCUUGAAUGCGACUCCACAGCCUUCGUACACCUGACGAUGGUGACCGUAGUGGAGCUGCUGAGUCUCUGCCUGGUGUCAGUGCUGUGGGGCUGCACCAACCCUUUCCUGAAGAGAGGCACAGAGGGCAUUGAAAAUGUGACAAAUACCAACAGAGUGUCUCAGCUACUGGCUGAGGUCAAGUUUCUUUUCCUUAACAUCAAGUACCUGGUCCCUUUUCUUCUGAACCAGAGUGGCUCUCUGGUCUACUAUUACACGCUUUCCACCACAGAGUUAUCGCUUGUUGUUCCUGUUGCCAACUCUCUCACCUUCCUUUGCACUCUGCUCACCGGCAAGUUACUGGGUGAAGAGUUCGGAGGCAAACAGGCUGUUGCGGGAAUGUUUCUCACCAUGGCUGGCAUCACCCUGUGUGUUAUAAGCUCCAUUGAUGACAAAGACACUGGGAGGCAGAAUGUCACCCAGCCUGUGCACUAACUGAGAUCAGGAUUAGAACGAAUUCCUCUGUACCUUCAUAUGAUGCCUUAGCAGGGAAGGAAGGAAGGAAGGCCGCAGCAGAGUUAGAGCAGGACCGGAGGGGGGCAAUUUAGAUUCAGGCAACAUCUCCUUAGUGAAACAGUUCUGGUGGGAGAAUUGUGCCUAAAUGAACUCAGCGUGAGCUGCAGAGGACCUGUCCAGAAACUUUUCCACUGAGUUGAAGGGGAAGUGAGUUCACGUAGGGUUCAGCGCAGAGCGAGACCAGAUUUAUGGUGCUCACAUAGAAAUCGGUGGUUGUUAACUUGUAAGCACUCUGCUGCGCCGCCAUGUGACCGGCAUCUGCAUAAAAAUAGAGACCACGUUCAAAUAAGGCUGUGGUUUGAAAUGGACCAAUUAGGUGUCAACUCCUGGUUUAACAGGGACAUUUUAUUGCAGCUGUCUUCUGUCCACUGUGGUGUGUCUUUAGAGACACAGGAGAGGACAAAUUUCUGUUUAGCAGGAAGAUAAUGCUUGUCCUUGUAUACAUGAUGGUUUACUGAGGCAGAUGCAGAAGUUCUUUGCAAAAGAAGAGUCAUAAAGGACUUAGUUGCCAUAAGGGUGAGUGACCUUGUUGUGGACCGAGUUGUACAAUAUUCAGAAAUAAGUCACAUGCUUAGUAACAUAUAUUUUUUAUUGUUAAUGUAUUUAAUUGACUCUGAGCAUUGUAUAGAUGAUUUGAUAUUGUUUACAUCUGUUCAUCUUGUCACGUAGCUGAUAUUUUAAUAAUAAAUUGUUGGGA